AUGGAUCAGGCUUUCGCUGCAGUGAAGUUGCAGAACAUGUACCGGAGUUUUCGCCACCGGCGCAUGUUAGCGGACACCAUCAUAAUGGAGCUCUGGGGGCACGCGAUAGACUUUGCGAGACUGAAUAUCAGCACAACUUUCUUCUUCCAGUGCAUCAACGAGAGAAGUUCUAAUACUCGGUGGACUCGGAUUGGCUUCAAUGCUUCUAUCGUGGGCAGAGGAAUGUCUGAAAACGACGAGGCGCAAAUAUUGGCUUUUCAGCAUUGGAUUGAAGCUAUUGAUCCAAGGCAUCGCUAUGGGCAUUACUUGCGUUUGUACUACAACCGAUGGUGUGCAUCGAAUGCUAGUCAGCCUUUUUUUUACUGGAUGGAUCUAGGAGCUGGCAAAGAGAUCGAUCUCCCAGAAUGCUCGAGAUCAAUGCUUCACGAACAAAGCGUUAAGUAUCUUGGACCUCUAGAGAGGAACCAAUACGAAUACACCGUUUCUGAGGGGAAAGUUAUCCAUAAACAGAGUGGACAUUACCUUCAUACAAUUAGAGGAUCACAAGGUGCCAAAUGGAUAUUCGUUGUGAGCACCUCAGGCAGGCUCUACGUCGGAAAGAAAGAGAAAGGAAGGUUCCAUCAUUCUAGCUUCUUGGCUGGAGGAGCAACAAUAGCUGCCGGAAGCCUAGUGGCAGAGCACGGAAUUCUCAAGUCCAUAUCUGGAUUUAGUGGACAUUACAGGCCUACAAAUGAGAGCAUUGAACGCUUUUUAUUCUUUCUAGGAGACCAUGGAGUGAACCUUAAGGGAGUUCAGAUAGAUAGGGUUACUCCUGUAAUUGCUUGCUAGUGUGGUUGGCACGACUUGAGCUAGGAGCCGGGAAGCAUGGUUCUUCGUUUCGGUUGAUGUUCAAUAUAUAUGAUGAGAAGAAAUAUUGCUGAGUUUCAAGCAUGAUGGAAUCUAAUAUCACACAAUUUAACAUUAAAUGCAAAUCAUUGGAAGGCUUUCAAAAUGUUUAUCUCCAACAAUUAUCUUGCUUUUUGUAUAUAUACACAAGCAGACUCGAUCGUAAUUAGAGGCUGUUUAUUUGUGAUAGUAAAUAAAUGAGCAUGUUACCUCG
Juglans microcarpa x Juglans regia is the source of this 1099-nucleotide messenger RNA. RefSeq names its product IQ domain-containing protein IQM3-like. Lineage: Eukaryota; Viridiplantae; Streptophyta; Magnoliopsida; Fagales; Juglandaceae. Bases 1 to 828 code for a protein of 275 amino acids. The transcript has 9 exons. The record is from RefSeq and is a predicted model, not a curated record.